Molecule: messenger RNA, 633 nt
Organism: Caenorhabditis bovis
Lineage: Eukaryota; Metazoa; Nematoda; Chromadorea; Rhabditida; Rhabditidae
Source: the annotation of a GenBank genome assembly
AUGAUGCAGGAGUCAUCCACAUCGUGCGAUUCGUCCGAAUUACGACGUAUGGGUCGACAAUCGUCGCCGGAUGAAUCCACAACGAGACCCACAAGUCUUAACGGAAUCUCGACAUUGACAACUACUGAAACUGCGAAGCAAUACGCACAAGGAUUCUAUGAUGCAUUACGGUUCGCUCAAGCGAAAGACAACUUCAAUUUCACUGUCACACCAUCGCAACUACCACCAAUACCACCAACGAGUCCAAUGAUGACACCAUUGGCGCCGAAAGAGAUGGAGACGAUUCUGAUGUCGUUGCUGAGCACAACGACGCCGGGCAAUGGGACGACGUUUCCGCCGGUCAGCUCGCCGCUGGCGGCACUUCAGAUCACCAACGAGUCAUCGGCUGAACGCGACAAUCCGUUUAACACAAUUUUCGCCAAUUUGCCCAAUUCGCAAAUUUCCAACAAUUUCGACGAGGCGUCGACGUCGCGAAAUGCCAACUGGAAUUCGUCGUCGACGACGACGACGUCGAAAAUUGGCGAAACGAGCAGUAUGCCGCCACAAUCGAAGCAUUUCGAACGCUCCGACGAGUCCGACGGCAACGUCUCCUCAAAUUCUCGAUGCUCGUCGCGAAAUCGAAUCGAUGAGUGA